Molecule: messenger RNA, 651 nt
Organism: Hymenoscyphus albidus
Lineage: Eukaryota; Fungi; Ascomycota; Leotiomycetes; Helotiales; Helotiaceae
Source: the annotation of a GenBank genome assembly
AUGCUUUUGAGGACUGGUGCCAAUGUUGAAGCUACGAAAAAACGCGGACAGACUGCAUUGAUAGUAGCAUGUUCCUGUGGCUUUGACAAAGUUGCUACCAUCUUGAUCAAAAACGGUGCCAAUAUAGAAGCUGCGGAUUCUCAUGGACAUACAGCAUUAGGGGGAGCAUGUGGGUAUGGCUUUGACGAAAUUGCUACCAUCUUAAUCAAAAACAGUGCCAACGUUGAAGCAACUGAUUGGUAUUGACAGACUUCGUUAAUGAAAGCAGCAAACGAAGGUCACAAUAAGGCUCUCAAGGUCUUGUUAGAGCAUGGGGCAGAUGUUGAUACAAGAGAUGGCGGAGGCAAUACGGCGCUCCAUGAUGCAUCACACGGUGACCACUUUGAAGCUCUCAGGUUCUUGUUAGAGCAUGGGGCAGAGUUCGACGUAAGGGAUGAAGAUGGCAAUACGGCGCUCGUCUUUGCAGCAUCAUGCCUCAAUGUGGAAGGUGCAGAAAUACUGAUAGCGGCGGGAGCAGACCGAAAAGCGGUAGAUCUAUCAGAUCUAUCAGAGUUCGGAAAGAAAGUUGAUUCGACUCGGGAGGACCGAGAGAAAAGACAAAUCAUAGUUGAGAUAUUACAAGGCAUUACCAACACCGCAGCACCAGAGUAA